Molecule: messenger RNA, 1278 nt
Organism: Vollenhovia emeryi
Lineage: Eukaryota; Metazoa; Arthropoda; Insecta; Hymenoptera; Formicidae
Exons: 2
Coding region: 1-1278 (425 amino acids)
Molecular function (GO): nucleic acid binding
Source: RefSeq, a predicted model, not a curated record
AUGUGCGCCAAGUCCAAGGUCGCUCCUAUCAAGCCGGUGUCCUUACCUCGUCUGGAGCUUUGCGCCUCACACCUCUUGGCGCGGCUCACUGCGCACGUUGUACGCACGUUGGGACUCCAGGCCCCCAUCCACCUGUGGUCCGACUCCACCAUCGCACUGACGUGGAUCACUGCACAUCCGUCCCGCUGGAAGACAUACGUCGCGAAUAGAGUAGCGGACAUCCAAAGCACUGUCCCGUCGGCCCGCUGGCAUCACAUUGCAGGAAAGGAGAAUCCCGCGGACUGCGCGUCUCGAGGCCUUGCUCCCAGCGCGCUGUCAACCUUCGGACUAUGGUGGCACGGACCAUCGUGGCUGUCGUCUUCUCCAGGACCCUGGACGACGCACACGAUGACUGAAACCGCGGCUGACGUGCCCGAGCAACGGAGGCCUCCUGUCGCCUCGCACGUGGCCACCGUGGCCGAGCCUGACCUUCUGCGACGGUACUCGUCGUUAUCACGGCUGUUGCGCAUUACAGCUUGGUGUAGGCGAGCCAUGCGCAGGCUCCCUUCCGCAGUCGGCGAUGAGCGGGAUGAGGCGACAGGGAAUGAGGUACGCCCGUUGGCAGCUGCUGAGUUGGAGGCCGCCCUGAAGGCCUGGAUCCGGGUGGUGCAAUCUGAAUUCUUCAAGGAUGCCUUGAACACCCUACAAAACAAGGCACUAUUACGCAGCGGUGGUUCACUCGCCAAGCUGAGUCCGUUCAUCGACCAGCUUGGAAUCAUGAGAGUGGGAGGCAGACUCAAACACUCACUGCUGUCGUUUGAUGAAAAACAUCCGAUCAUACUGCCAGAGGAUUCGGCACUCACACAUUUAAUCGUGGACGCCUGCCAUAGAAGAGCCCUCCACGGCGGAGUCCAACUUACCCUGAGCAUCCUGCGUCAACGGUAUUGGAUCUCUCGUGGCCGCAUGGUGGUCAAACGGCACAUUCACCGAUGUCUACCUUGCAUACGAUGGCGCGCCGCUGUGCCGCAGCAGAUCAUGGGCGGUCUCCCCCAUCCCCGAGUCAACGCAUCUCGGCCGUUCCAGCAUACCGGAGUGGACUACGCCGGACCCGUCAUGCUUCGCACCUCUAGGGGCCGCGGCCAUAAGGCUCACAAGGCCUUCUUUGUGGUCUUUGUUUGUUUAGGCACCAAGGCCGUCCACUUGGAAGUGGCCUCCGACUACACCGCAGCUGGAUUCCUGGCGGCAUUCAGACGCUUUGUCUCCCGGCGAGGCCUUUCUACGAGCGCUCUUCCGGGCUAG